AUGGUUUUUUCGCGAUCUUCCAAACAAGACUUUUUUGAUAAGGCGCCCAAAAAGUACGACUCCUACAAACCAACUCUCCCAAAGCAUUUUUACGAAAUUGCUGAACGAGCAUUGCACGAAAAUGAAGCCAUUCGCUCCCAAUCGCUCGCCCAGAUGCGCGAAUGGAUCGCCAAAGAUCCCAACAUCGUAAAAUGUCGCACCGAUGCUUUGUUUCUUCUCCGUUUUUUGCGGCCAAAAAAAUUCAACGUGCCCGCCGCGUGUAUUUUGUACCAAAAAUACCUCAUAAAUCGUCAAAUUUACGCCGAUUGGUUCAAGGGACUCGACAUCCAAGAUCCUCAUUUGCUGCAACUUUUCAAAGAAGGCUUCUUUAUUCCGCUUCCGGAACGGGAUCAUCGCGGACGACAAAUCGUAAUUUAUCGUUUUGAGAACUUGGAUGCCUCGAAAUACUCGUCGACGGAUGUUUUCAGGUUGCAAGAAAUUUGUUUCCAGACCAUGUAUGAUGAUGAAGAGACCCAAAUUGCGGGUUUUGUCUUAGUUUUCGACUAUUCCGGCAUCACGAUGAAGCACGUGGCGAUGUUUAGUCUCACGGAUUAUCGAGAAUACGCGAAAGUUGUGCGUCAAUCGUGUCCGGUGCGCAUGACGAGUCUUCUGGUGCUCAAUAUGCCGGCGUUUUUGCGAGCUUUUUACGAAAUUACGGUGUCCUUCAUGCAAAAAAAGGUCCAAGAUCGCUUCCAAAUGUUCAAAAGUCUCGAGGAUUUCAAGAAAGAAGUCGAUGUUGACGAUUAUCCGACGGAAUAUGGCGGAAAAUUGAAGCUCGAGUCAAUUCUGAAGACUUUCCAGAAGAAAAUGCUGAAGAAACGCGAUCAAAUUUUAGCUUUGGACGAGAUGGCGAUCGAAAUUUCGGAAGAUAUGGACAAAGAUUGGUUCAAAUUGAACGGCAAAAGUAACAUUCAAGCUGGCGGUGUCAUCGGAAGUUUCCGAAAAUUGGAAGUAGAUUAG
Messenger RNA from Culicoides brevitarsis, 999 nucleotides. Its product is annotated as clavesin-1-like. The coding region runs from base 1 to 999 and encodes 332 amino acids. The transcript has 2 exons. Gene Ontology annotation, cellular component: membrane. The record is from RefSeq and is a predicted model, not a curated record. Gene Ontology annotation, molecular function: phosphatidylinositol bisphosphate binding. Lineage: Eukaryota; Metazoa; Arthropoda; Insecta; Diptera; Ceratopogonidae.